AGGUUGUAAGGCCUUCAAGGAACACUGAGGGUAGUGCUGAUGGUUCAGUAAGUGGCUUCUUCUUGAUUGGUAUUGCUCUAAUCCUAUAAAACUGGUUUGUGAAGUCAUUGUGCUCUUUGAGAUACUGUCCUUUUAAAAUGAGGCCAAGUCAAUGCUGGGCAUACUUUGCUAGUGUAGGUAUAUCGGCUAAGUGCUCCUGGUGUGGAUGCAUCUCAUACGAGCAACACUGCUAGUUCUAGCAUGCCUACCCUUUCUCCCCCAAGGGAAAUAAGCUAAAUCAGCAAAAGUCCAAUUUUCCAGUAUGACACUGUCUACACUAUAUGGGCUUUUGCUGCCACAGCUAGGUGUAUGGGUCGCAAAUUACACCCCUUACCAACAUAGUAAUGCUGGCAAAAAAUUGUAGUAUAGACAUGGCCUGCAAUGUAGAACUGAGGUCCAAGAUCUUGUAUGCCUGCCAACACUUGCUUUUUUUGAAGGACUGAGUGAGAAAACAAAUAUUUUGCUAACAAAUAGGAACUUCCCCUCUCUUGGAUAAGUACAAUUAACAUGUUAAUACAGCUGUUCUAGUUGGUUCCAUUUGCAGAACUAUACAGGGCUUAUCUGUAACUUCCAAAUGGACUUCUUGUCCUAAAUCAUGUAGGACAAGUUUUUCUAAAGCCUGGUCUACACUAGGAGUUGAGGUUGAAUUUAGCAGCGUUACCUCGAUUUUAACCCUGCACCCAUCCACACAACGAAGCCCUUUUUUUCGAUUUAAAGGGCUCUUAAAAUCUAUUUCUUUACUCCACCCCUGACGAGGGGAUUAGUGCUGAAAUCGGCCUUGCUGGGUCGAAUUUGGGGUACUGAGGAUGCAAUUCAAUGGUAUUGGCCUCCGGGAGCUAUCCCAGAGUGCUCAGUUGUGACCGCUCUGCAUGGCGCGCUCAACUCAGAUGCACUGGCCAGGUAGACAGGAAAAGCCCCGCAAACUUUUGAAUCUCGUUUCCUGUUUGGCCAGCGUGGCGAGCUCACCUGCACAGGUGGUCAUGCAGAGCUCAUCAUCACAGGAGACCAUGCAGUCCCAGAAUUGCCGACGAGCUCCAGCAUGGACCGAACGGGAGGUAUGGGAUCUGAUCACUGUAUGGGGAGAUGAAUCCGUGCUGCCAGAACUCCGUUUGAAAAGACGAAAUGCCAAAAUAUUUGAAAAAAUCUCCAAUGGCAUGAAGGGCAGAGGCUAUAACAGGGAACCGCAGCAGUGCCAUGUGAAAAUUAAGGAGCUCAGGCAAGCCCACCAAAAAACCAGAGAGGCAAACAGCCACUCCGGUUCAGAGCCCCAGACAUGCCACUUCUGUGAUGAGCUGCAUGCCAUUCUAGGGGGUGCAGACACCACUACCCCCACCCUGUGCUUUGACUCUGUCCAAGGAGUGGGAGGCAACACGGAAGUGGGUUUUUGGGGCAAAGAGGAGGAGGUUGUGGAUAGCUCACAACAAAGAAGUGGAGAAACCGGUUUCCCCAACAGCCAGGAACUGUUUUUCACCCUGGACCUGGACCCAGUACACCCUGAAGCCACCCAAGGCGGGCUCCCGGACCCUGAAGGCAGAGAAGGGACCUCUGCUGCAUAUGUUUCUCCUUCCCAGAGGCUAGCAAAGAUUAGAAGGCGAAAAAAACGCACUCGUGAUGAAAUGUUCUGACCUCAUGCUGUCCUCCCACACUGACAGAGCACAGCAAACUACAUGGAGGCAGACAAUCUCAGAGUGCAGGAAAACACCAUAUGACCACGAGGAGAGGUGGCGGGCUGAAGAUGGUAGGUGGCAUCAGCUUGCUGAAAGAAGGCAGGAGUCAAUGCUCAGGCUGCUGAAAGAUCAAACUAAUAUGCUCCAGCGUAUGGUUGAGCUGCAGGAAAGGCAGCAGGAGCACAUACCGCCACUACAGCCCCUGUGUAACCAACCGCCCUCCUCCCCAAGUUCCAUAGCCUCCUCACCUAGACACCCAAGAAUGUGGUGGUGGUGGGGGGCUCCGGCCACCCAGCCACUCCACCCCAGAGGAUUACCCAAGCAACAGAAGGCUGGCAUUCAAUAAGUUUUAAAGUGCUGUGUGGCCUUGUCCUUACCUCCUCCACCACCCCUCCCGGGCUACCU
Caretta caretta (loggerhead turtle) is the source of this 2111-nucleotide messenger RNA. NCBI's taxonomy places the organism in Eukaryota, Metazoa, Chordata, Testudines, Cheloniidae. The record is from RefSeq and is a predicted model, not a curated record.